UAAGUAUAAAGUUUGUGUAGCAUUUGAUGCUUUCAUUUGUGAUUGCUUAUAUGUGAACCCUGCGUGUUGAAUUAUUAAUGUGGAGGAGGCAGGGGAACGUGCUGCGUGCAGGAAUGCAGGAAUCCUUUUGUUGAUGCGUCUCUAAGGUGACUGACUGCACAGAACAGCACAAGGGGCAGCCUGGCAAGUGGACACUUGGCUUAAAGACAUCAAUCUGGAAAUAAAUUGAUCGGACUUUAAGUGAAGCGGAACUCAAGGUGCUUCCUCAAAGGUGUUUAAACCGCCUGUGCACAUGGAGGCGAGCCUGACAUCAGCCCCUCACUCGGUGAAGCGGUGGCAGCUAAGCGGGACGGACUAUGAGCCGCAGCAGGCCGGCACCCUGCUGUCCGACACCCGCUUCAGCAGCUGGACUCCCCUGAACAACAAGCGGAUCAACCUGCAGUUAUUUGAGGAGAGAGUGAAUCUUGUGCUGCACUGGUUUGAUCUGUGGACGGACAGACAGAGGAAACACCUGCUGCACUCUCUGCUCACUCGUUGCACCAAGUCACAGCUCAGGUACUGCCGGGAUUUGCUGAUUGAGACGGUUCCGGUCACUAAAGUGGACCUUACGUCGGUGCUGCCUCGGUUUCUCUCCCUGUAUGUGAUGUCAUUUCUGUCCCCACGUGACCUUUGCAAAGCUGCCCAAGUCAGCUGGCACUGGAGGGUUCUAGCUGAGCAGGACUGUCUGUGGGCGGGCCGGUGCAUCAGACGAGGCUGGUUCCUUCCUUACACUCCUGGAGAAAAAGAGUUUGGUGCAUGGAAAAGUCACUAUGUCUCCUGCCUCUCCACACUUGACUGGCUCACUCCACGGGAGGCAGCAGAGAUGUAUGGGACCCUCAACCAGCAAAGCACAGGAAUGACAGAGGAGGAGGAAGAGAGGAGGAGGGAGAAGAGGAUCAGGCAGCAAAUCAGAGAAAAGCUUCGAGAGGAGAAGAGACUAUCUGUGAGUGCCAGGAAACCCUGGGGCAGCUACACAAAGCCAGAAAUAGCCAGAGGUGGAGGUACCCAGAAAGGGAGACCCGAGUCUGGCCUAACAUUCGUCUCUCAGCCCUCCCUCUCCUGGCCUCUGAGGAGCGUUGGCUCUUCCAGCCACUCUCUCAGCCUGGAAAGAGGACAGCCCACAACUGCACCUCAGACCUGGGAGAGAGUCCAGGCCUGCAGCAUUAGCAGCGAAACACGAAAGAUCCGAGGAGCGCUGUCGUCUUUUAUCUACAGACCUGCACAGCCUCACACAGUCUCUCCCCUUCACCUAUCCGCUCCUGCCCUGCUAUUGCUCAUCUCCAACAGAAUUCCUGCAUAUGAGCUGGUGUUGAGCGGAGUGAAGCCCAGUGUGACUGCGGUUCUCUAUGACCAUAGAGGGACUCUCUCAUCUCUGCUAACUCAGGUGGAGAGGGCUAUUUCUGGGAAACCAGCUCAGAGGAUUGGCCUGCUAGCUUGCGGAGGAACACAGGACAUUCACCUGCUUCACAACUCUAGCCUAUCAGAGAAGACUCUACUGACUCCUGAUCAUAGGGAAUUCUGGGAAAAACUGUGUGGCAUGGUGGCUCCAACUGAGGAAGGAGGAGGGAUUGACAUAUUCUGCCCACUGGCUGCAUCUGCAUCAGGAGUGACUCUCCUCCAGAAUCUCUCCACUUUGACUGGUCUGGAGGUUCGGGCACCGGUGGGUGUGGCCACCGGGAAUUUCCAGAACAUCCUCAGCGAGUGGUCUGACGGCAAUGUGCCUACUGGCCUCUCAGAGAACCAGCCAGCACUCCCGGCCCUGCAGUAUGUGUGUGAGGCUGUACUGCAGGGCUGGUGUGCACAGGCUCAUUGGAUGGAGGAGGCUCUGGUAGAGCUGAGGAGCACCUUAGGGCUACAGCUACAGUGGACCAGCCUCCAGGCCAGGGGCCGAGCUCUGGGCUAUUUUCUGUGGGAGAGAAUCCGCCUUGAUGAGAUUUGUGUGUCCAGAGAUCUCAGCGAGGCUCUGAUCGAAGGACUCACUGCUCUGACCAGAGAGGAGGAGACCCGACCUGUGGAGUUUCUUUCCAUCUUUCUGAAAAACUGGAAUGAAGAGAAGAAGGGACAAGAGGGUAAUGGACAGGACAGCAGUGGAGCUGAUGGUGGUUCACAGACAUGCUUCAACGUGAUACCUGAUCUACCACAGAUGGUUCUGGAUUGGAGAGGUGCAGCUGCGAGAGAGCUGCACCACAGCGAGUGUCUUUAUCUGGGAAAGCUGAGUGCUGUGCUGAAGGUGUACAAGGAGCCUCUCACAGCAGCUCUGAACUCCAACAGAGCCAUUCUGAGCUAUGCUGACAUCCAUGUUGUCCUCAGUCCUGUUGCACAAAUACUGGAGCUCAACAGGGUGUUUCAGGCUGAUUUACAGGUGCGGCUACAGCAGUGGGGUGCAGAGAAGUGUAUUGGAGAUGUUUUCGUGAAGUUCUGCUCAAAACUUAAAGUCUACACAAACUACCUCAACAACUACACCACUGCCAUCCACACCAUUGAUAAGUGCAGGGAGAGCAAACCAUCAUUUCGAGCUUUCUUGAAGAGAUCAGACAGAACACUUGCAACUCACAUGCUGAGCCUACAAGAGCUGCUGCUGUGCCCAGUGUGGAGGAUGCAGGAGUAUGUGACUCUGCUUCAAGCUCUGUCCUUGCACACACACCCCGGUCAUCCUGACCACGCACAUCUCCGCUCUGCCCUCAACACGCUGCUCCAGUUCAGAGAGUUCAUACACAAGUUAAAGCGCACCUCAGAGGCAGACAGACUGAUAGAGGAAACGCAGCGACAGAUUCAAGGCUGUCCGAACCUCAGUGAAGAAAACAGGCAACUAAUAAUGACUCAGGAUGCUGCUCUGCACAGGAGCCCUGAUGAGCAGAUACCAGAUUCUCUCAAGACCUAUGAGCACGUCUGUGAUGUGGGCCUCUUCCUGCUCAACAAUGCUUUGGUGUUGACUCGGCAAAAUGUGCGGUACACACCUUUCACGCUGGCUCACCAGAGCACGCACACAUUUCUGGCCUCUGUGGCUCUCACCAGCCUGUCUGUGAGAGAGAUCAGGCACACACGCUAUGUGAGCCAUGCCUUUGUCCUUGAGGGUCCCUGCCACUCCUGGGUCUGUGCCACACAGAGAGGAGAAGAGAGACGGCACUUCCUAUCUGUGCUGCGUUCAGCUAUGGAGUGUGCUUUGGCAGGACAUCAGUGACAGCGAGGUUUGGAAAAAGACUGUUUGACUGUUUUUAUGUCAAAAGGUUUUUGGAAACUAAAAUUUAUGAAGGAAAUUCUAUUUUAAUGUCGUAAUUAAGUGUGAA
Pundamilia nyererei is the source of this 3326-nucleotide messenger RNA. It is a transcript of the gene ect2l, whose product is annotated as epithelial cell transforming 2 like. The record is from RefSeq and is a predicted model, not a curated record. Lineage: Eukaryota; Metazoa; Chordata; Actinopteri; Cichliformes; Cichlidae. The transcript has 21 exons. The coding region runs from base 293 to 3220 and encodes 975 amino acids. Gene Ontology annotation, molecular function: guanyl-nucleotide exchange factor activity; protein binding.